Molecule: messenger RNA, 2270 nt
Organism: Myotis myotis
Lineage: Eukaryota; Metazoa; Chordata; Mammalia; Chiroptera; Vespertilionidae
Gene: TMEM138
Product: transmembrane protein 138
Exons: 5
Coding region: 1125-1778 (217 amino acids)
Cellular component (GO): cilium
Source: RefSeq, a predicted model, not a curated record
CUCCUCGCGCGCCAAGCAGCUGAUUCCCCCGCCGCCUCCGCCGCGGGCGCCCCACCCCCAUCCCCAAGCCCGGGGACCCCGGGGCCGGCAACGCCGUCGCGGGCCCGCCCUGCCCCUCACUCCCCGCCCUUCACUCCCCGAAAUGUUCGGGCCCAGCGAAACCCCCGCCAGGGGCUGGCGCUCAGCAAGGCCACGCGGAGGGGCGGGCCCAGGAAAGGGGGGCCCCCAACAUGGCCACCCGGCCGUCCACAGAGCGGGCCGAGGAAACCUCCGCCUCCACUUCCGGAAUUUGAACCGGUUUCCGGAAGCCAGGACGGUGUCUCCAUGACAACCGACGUUGGGGCGGGAGGUGCGCUGCUUGAGGACUAGCAGAGAAAGUGUCCGGAAGCCGGCGCCUUGUUGUUGUUUGGGUUUUGGCUUCUUGCCAAGGCAGCCCCGUUGUUAAAGCGGCUUCGGGGAGGCGAGGGGGCGUGCCCCGGGGCAAAGGGAGCGGCGGGCGGCGGCAUCCCGGCUCCACUCCCCGGCCCGCUGGCCGGUGUCCUGAACUCUGACCUGCAGGACGGGGAUCGUGCUUUCCCGCCUUCAGAGGAGCUGCAGGGGUAGAGGGAGCUGCCUCGGUGCUGGUGAGUACGCGAUAACUACCAGUAUCUGAUGAAGGAGGAAGCUGGGCGCAGAGAAACCACGUUCCUGCCCGCAGCAGGCGGGCCUUCAGCAGGCGAGCUGGGCGCGGCUCCUGACCCCUCAGCCUCUGAGAUGCGGGUACACGCCCGCUAACGGCUGCUGCGCAGGCGGUGUGGGAUGAAACAAAGUGAGAGCACCCAGACCAGACUGCCUGGAUCCGAAUCCCAGCUCUGCCGCUUUCUAGCAGUGUGACCUUGGACAGAUUAGUUCAUCUCUCUGGACCUCAGUUGUCCCAUCUGUAAAAUGGGGAGUAUCUUCUACUUCGUGAGAUUUAAACAAUAGGAGUGCUUAGACUGGUCCCAGCACACAUGUAAAGGAUUGCAGCCGCAGCUCUUGUCUUAGAGUAAAAGAAACAGCUCUGCUUCUUCUCCCUGGGCGCCGGGCGAGUCGGGUGCUUCCUGGGGGACGUGGAAUGCGCCCUCGGCGGCCGAGAGCAGAGGAAGAUGCUGCAGGCCAGCGGCUACAGCCUGGUGCUCUGCCUGCAGCUCCUGCUGCUGACCUAUGACCUCUUUGUCAACUCCUUCUCGGAGCUGCUCCGCGCGGUGCCCGUCAUCCAGCUGGUGCUGUUCAUCAUCCAGGACAUCGCGAUCCUCUUCAACAUCAUCGUCAUCUUCCUCAUGUUCUUCAACACGUUCGUCUUCCAGGCCGGCCUGGUCAGCCUUCUGUUCCACAAGUUCAAGGGGACCAUCGUCCUGGCGGCCGUGUACUUCGCCCUCAGCAUCGCCCUCCACGUCUGGGUCAUGAACUUACGCUGGAAAGACUCCAACCGCUUUGUGUGGACAGAGGGGCUUCAAACGCUGUUUGUGUCCCAGAGGCUAGGUAAGGGCGGCGGCCUCAGGCCCCCGCGGUCCCCCGCGGCUCUGGCGGUGAGGGCCUGGGCCCUGGCUUGUGAGCCCCCACAGCUGGUGGGGGGCGGGGGACAGCCACACCAACAACGGGGCCGCUGCCCGUGCUGCGGAGAGUCCCUGGGCGUCAGGAGGAGGCUGCAGCCUCCUGGGGCUCCGUUCUCGCUGAAGCAAGUCCUCAGGGGCCCGGCCUCCUCCUCUCGCCCCCAGCGGCGGUGUUGUACUGUUACUUCUACAAACGCACGGCCGUGAGACUGGGCGACCCUCGCUUCUACCAGGACUCCGUGUGGCUGCGCAAGGAGUUCACACAAGUCCGAAGGUGACGCGUCACACUGAUGGGUGCCUCCUGCCUAGCAGGGGCCACAUGUGGAUCUGCGAGGGGGACGAUGGCCCCGGGCCUGGGACACAACCGACAGGCUCAGGCCAGUUGUGUCCAGCAGCCGAGAAGCAAGAUCCUCCCUCUUGUAAACUCAGGUUCCGGUGCAGACUCCAGGCCAUGCAUAGCCCCCCGGCCCCUCUCGGCUCUGCCCGCUCCUCCCCCCUCUGCUCACAGGGCCCUCAGCUUUAUCCGUGGGAACUCCCCGCAUCUGCGCUCUGCUCCACAUACUAAGGACCAGGCGACACAAAGAGGGGUGUUUCUGUGCUGCUGACUGGCCAUGCCUGGGACAUUGAGAUUCUAUGCCCAAAGCCCUUUCUGUUUCUUACGUUUUAUAAAUAGGGAAUAAAUGGAAGUUUUUCCAGAAA